GGUUCCUGAGGAACGUGGUGUCUGGAGAACAUUACCGCUUCGUCAGCAUGUGGAUGGCCAGAACCUCCUACCUGGCUGCCUUCGUCAUCAUGGUCAUAUUCACUCUGUCAGUGUCGAUGCUGCUCAGAUACUCUCACCACCAGAUCUUCGUCUUCAUCGUUGAUCUUCUCCAGAUGCUAGAGAUGAACAUGACCAUCGCCUUCCCAGCAGCCCCUCUGCUCACCGUCAUCCUGGCCCUCGUCGGUAUGGAGGCCAUUAUGUCGGAGUUCUUCAACGACACGACGACGGCCUUCUACAUCAUCCUCAUCGUCUGGUUGGCCGAUCAGUACGAUGCCAUCUGCUGCCACACCAACACCAGCAAACGCCACUGGCUGAGGUUCUUCUAUCUGUACCACUUCGCCUUCUACGCUUAUCACUACCGCUUCAACGGCCAGUACAGCAGCCUGGCGCUGGUCACCUCCUGGCUCUUCAUCCAGCACUCCAUGAUCUACUUCUUCCACCACUACGAGCUUCCUGCCAUCCUGCAGCAGAUCCGGAUCCAGGAGAUGCUGCUGCAGAACCAGCAGGCGGGUCAGGCCAACCAGACGGCCCUGCAGGACAACCUCAACAACAACCACGCUGCUGCUGCCGCGGGGCCCGCCGACGCCACCCCGCCAGGACCCGGCGCCACCCAGCCGGGUCCUCAGAUCGACCCCCAGCCCUCCUCCUCUCCAGCAGCAGGAGGCGGGGGGGAGGUGAGGUCGGAGCUGAACUGGGUCGCUCAGACGGCCGCCAUCAUCACUGAAGCUCUGUCCUCCUCAGACCAGCCCCCCCCCUCAGACCCCAUCGACGGAGUCAGCGGAGGAGGUGCGACUGGAGGUCAGGGGUCAGCAGGAGCAGCCGAGCCCAGUGUGGUGGCCGAGGUCUGGAUGGGAGGAGGAGCAGCAGCAGGAGGAGGUCCAGUUGGAGGAGGUCCAGUAGGAGGAGCAGCAGGAGCAGCAGGAGAGUCAGCAGGAGGAGGUCCAGUAGGAGGAGCAGCAGGAGCAGCAGGAGAGUCAGCAGGAGGAGGUCCAGUAGGAGGAGCAGCAGGAGCAGCAGGAGAGUCAGCAGGAGGAGGUCCAGUAGGAGGAGCAGCAGGAGGUGACGUUGAGCCGAACGUGGUGUCAGUAGAAAUUAAAACCACAGCAGGAGGAGACGAUCCUCCAAUCAGAGGGCUCCAGCCGGUGGAGGCGGGGCCCUCAGAGACAGACUGCCCCGCCUCACAGAGUCCAGGUACAGACUGGGACUGCAGAGCACUACAGCAGCAGAGCUCCGCACAGACCCCGUCCUGAGAGUCCAGGUGUAGUCCGGCUCACCUGUGUGACACAGUGCCUCAGUCUGUCAGCUGAUCAGGGAUCCAUCAGUGAUCAGCUGAUCGGGGAGGCGGUCUACCGUUGAUUGACAUUUUAGUUUUUAUUUUAAACAAAUGCUGAUUUAUUGAUUCGUCCAGUGUUUCCCAACCGGAGGGUCGGGGCCCGCAGGACGUCCCCAGACCAGACACGGUGAUUUCUAUUUUCACUCGACUCAGAACAAGUUCCCGAAAAUGUCUAUGUGGUUCAGCUGGUCUGGGAUCAGGUCUGGGGUCCCUGGGAGGAGACGUUACAGGUUCAGGUUUGGUGUUUUUGUUCUAAACAGCUGCUAAUUAUCGAUGGAUGGCGGAUCAGCGCCGCCCCUCAGAGCGAGCACACCUGACCUCAGGUCAGUUUGUGCGAUUAAAUUAAUAUUUUCAGCUUCUUUUUAUCUGUUUAGUCUAAAAUCCACAACUUCUUAAUACGAUUAUUGAUCUGUAAGAUUUGUCUGUUUGUUUGGAGAUAAAACACGAAAUAAACUAAAGAAUCCUUCAGAGCAGAAACUCGACAGAGUCGGAUCCUAAUCAGAGUCCUGGAUCUGACUCUGAGCCUCUCAGCUCCACAAACAGUAAACCAUCAGUGAGCCAGGUCUCAUGAUCCUUCAUCACACUUUAUCCUCACUCACCCAGACACCGUCCUGCAGACAGGAAGUCAGGGAAACCGCAGAUUGAUCCUUUAAAAUCAGCAGAACGUCACUUUAAACACUGAAA
Messenger RNA from Micropterus salmoides (largemouth bass), 2077 nucleotides. Its product is annotated as membralin-like. Lineage: Eukaryota; Metazoa; Chordata; Actinopteri; Centrarchiformes; Centrarchidae. Gene Ontology annotation, cellular component: endoplasmic reticulum. The record is from RefSeq and is a predicted model, not a curated record. Gene Ontology annotation, biological process: positive regulation of ERAD pathway; response to endoplasmic reticulum stress.